Messenger RNA from Triticum urartu, 6139 nucleotides. The record is from RefSeq and is a predicted model, not a curated record. Lineage: Eukaryota; Viridiplantae; Streptophyta; Magnoliopsida; Poales; Poaceae.
AAGUAAACAAAAGCAGUGGGUGCAAAAGAGACCUUUUUCCGGAGCAUAAGUUAUUGGGCGUUGCAGCGGUGCUGCUGUGUUCCCAGUCCCAGAGCCUGCCUGCAGAGUGCAGACGGCCAGACGGGUGCUGCAGUGACCAACGCAGCAGCCAUGACCACGACCACGACCAAGACCAUGGGGAGGAGAAGAGGGGCUGCGGCCAUUGGAGCGGCGCUGCUGUUCUUGGCCACCGCCUCCUUGGGGGCUCAUGCCAACACCGACUCCAACGAUGUGACAGCCCUCAAUGUCUUCUAUACAACAAUGAACCACCCACCCCAGCUGAAAAACUGGGUGUCACAAAAUGGAGAUCCCUGCGGGCAGUCGUGGCAGGGGAUCACUUGCUCGGGUUCCAGAGUGACAGCAAUAAACUUACCGGGCAUGAGUCUUAACGGGACUUUGGGUUACAAUAUGAACCUACUGACUGCACUAGUUCAGCUUGAUAUGAGCAAUAAUUAUCUUGGAGGCAGUGACAUUCCCUAUAAUCUUCCUCCAAAUCUCGAGAAAUUAAAUCUUGCUGGAAAUCACUUCACUGGAACCACACCAUACUCUAUUUCCCAAAUGGUCGCACUUAAGGAUUUAAAUCUUGCUCAUAACCAGCUCUCAACCAUCAGUGAUAUGUUUAACCAGCUCACCAACUUAACAACAAUGGAUAUCUCAUUCAACACAUUUUCUGGUAAUAUUCCACAAAGCUUCAACUCUAUAACAAGUUUGAAAACACUUUAUCUGCAGAACAACCAAUUCAGUGGCACGAUAGAUGUCCUUGCCAAUCUUCCUCUUACUGACUUAAAUGUCGCGAACAACCAAUUCACGGGCUGGGUCCCUGAUAAGCUAAAGAAAAUAAGGAGUCUACAGACAACUGGAAACUCAUUUAGCAAUGGUCCCGCGCCACCACCCCCACCAGCUACAAAUCCAACGCCAACGCCAACGCCAACGCCUCAACGCCCUGCUCUUCCAAGUAGUAAUGACAACAAUGGCCCAUCCAACAGCGGCAGCAAACACUCCAAACUACAAGGUGGUGCAAUAGCUGGAAUUGUUAUAUGUUUGCUGGUUCUUGGUGCAAUGUUUGCAUUCUUUGUGAUCAAGAGGAAAUCUUGGAAGUUGUCCCGAGGACAAGACCCCGAACAGAAAGAACCUCUAAGUCCCCUUGCUUCAGGAUUUAAACAGAUGAAGUCCAUCAAGAUCAUCUCAACAACUGGCAAGGAUCAAUUUCAAAAGACUGUUUCAAUGAGCUUAAAACCUCCAACAAAAAUUGACUUGCACAAGUCCUUCGAUGAAAAUGAUCUCACACCCAAGUUUGUUACAAGGAAGAUAAGUUUGUCUUCCAUCAAAAUACCUGCAUACACAGUUGCCGACCUGCAGAUAGCAACAGGAAGCUUCAGUGCUGACCAUUUCAUCAGUGAGGGAUCAUUUGGACGUGUUUUCAGAGCACAAUUCAAUGAUCAGAAGGUCCUGGCUGUAAAGAAAAUCAACUUUUCUGCAUUCCCAGGCCAUCCUUCUGAUUUGUUCAUUGAGUUGGUUGCAAAUAUUUCAAGGCUAAAUCAUCCAAACCUUGCUGAGUUAGUUGGCUACUGUUCAGAGCAUGGGCAGUGCUUGUUGGCAUAUGAAUUCUAUCAAAAUGGUUCUCUGUGUGACUUACUUAACCUGGUGGAUGAUCAAAGCAAACCGCUGUCCUGGAAUAGCCGUGUAAAGAUUGCUCUUGGAUCUGCAAGGGCAUUAGAAUACCUUCAUGAGACAUGUUCGCCAUCUGUGAUCCACAAGAAUUUCAAGUCAUCAAACAUUUUACUGGAUAAUGAGCUGAACCCCCACCUUUCGGAUUCUGGUUAUGGAGAUCUUAUUCCUAACCAGGAAUUCCAGGAUUCGGAAGAAAACUCAGGAUAUAGGGCACCUGAGGUAGCCAUGUCUGGCCAAUACUCACUGAAGAGCGAUGUAUAUAGCUUCGGAGUAGUCAUGUUAGAGCUCCUCACUGGCUGCAAACCUUUCGACAGGUCCCGACCACGAUCCGAGCAGUCGCUGGUCCGAUGGGCCGCCCCGCAGCUGCACGACAUCGACGCGCUGGACCAGAUGGUUGAUCCGGCACUCCAGGGGCUGUACCAUUCCAAGUCCCUGUCCCGCUUCGCCGACGCGAUUGCCCUUUGUGUGCAGGCCGAGCCAGAGUUCCGGCCGCCGAUGUCCGAGGUCGUCCAGUCGCUGGUCCGGCUCGUGCAGCGGGCGAACAUGACCAGGAUGUCCAGCGGCGACAGCUACACCCGGCGCGACGGCGAAUCCGCAGCGUUGGAUCUCAGGCAUUCCCUCAGCUCGUCAAGGAAAGCGCCGGGUUUUGUUAACCCAUGCAGGGCCCGUUCAUAUGCACACAUCGCGGGAAGAUCUGCCGACCAAGAGAUUGUGAUUGCCCUGGGAAGCAAUGUGGGGGAUAGGAUCAGUUCGUUUGACAGGGCGCUGCGGCUGAUGAAAGACUCGGGCAUAAAGAUCACCAGACACGCCUGUCUGUACGAGACCGCCCCUGAGUAUGUGACGGACCAGCCGCGGUUCCUCAACUCCGCUGUUCGGGGCACCACCAAGCUGGGGCCUCAUGAUCUGCUCAAGAAGCUGAAGGAGAUCGAGAGGGAUAUAGGGCGGACCGCCGGGAUAAGGUACGGCCCAAGGCCGAUCGAUCUGGAUAUUCUCCUGUAUGGCGACUCCCAGAUCAGUACCGAGACCCUGACUGUGCCACAUGAGCGCAUCCAUGAGAGACAAUUCGUUUUAGCGCCUCUUGUUGACCUUCUAGGGUCCUCGGCUGACGAUCCUAUGGAGAAAAGCUGGCACUCCCUCUCGAAGUGCAGCGGUGGGUUCUUUGAUGUGUGGAACGAGCUUGGUGGUGAAUCUUUAACUGGGACACAAGGUAUCAAGAGGGUUAUGGCUGUUGGAAAUCGUCUGUUGGAUUGGAGUGAGAGGACCCUUGUCAUGGGGGUGCUUAACUUGACGCCGGACAGCUUUAGUGACGGAGGUAAGUUUCAAGAAGUGGAGGCUGCUGUUGCUCAGGCCAAGUUGUUGAUAUCAGAAGGCGCGGACAUAAUUGAUAUUGGUGCUCAAUCCACCAGGCCCUCUGCAACAAGACUAUCUGCAAGUGAAGAACUUGAGAGGCUGGUCCCUGUUCUGGAUGCAAUCGUCAAAAUCCCCGAGAUGGAAGGGAAGCUGAUCUCAGCAGACACAUUCUACGGACAAGUUGCUGCUGAAGCUGUAAAGAGAGGAGCCACCAUGAUUAAUGAUGUGUCUGGCGGACAGCUUGACCCAAGUAUUCUUGAAGUUGUAGCUGAACUUGGAGUUCCAUAUGUUACCAUGCACAUGAGAGGUGAUCCAUCAACUAUGCAGAGUGAACAGAAUUUACAGUAUGAUGAUGUCUGCAAAGAAGUUGCUUCUGAGUUAUAUACACGGUUAAGAGAAGCAGAGUUGUCUGGAAUUCCUUUGUGGAGGAUAGUUCUUGAUCCCGGCAUUGGGUUUUCCAAGAAACUCAGACAUAAUCUUGAAAUAAUCAAGGGCUUGGGAUCCAUUAGAAAAGAGAUGGGUAAAGUGAGUUUAGGUGCUUCACAUGUGCCAAUAUUACUUGGACUCUCAAGAAAAAGUUUCUUAGGUGAAAUAUGCAAUCGUGCCGAUCCAGUUGAGAGAGAUGCAGCUACAGUUGCUGCUAAUGCAGCUGGGAUUAGGAAUGGUGCUAACAUAUUAAGGGUUCAUAAUGUUGGAUAUGGCGUGGAUGCUGCAAAAGUCUCUGAUGCAUUGCGCAUGUAAAAAGUACACCGCCAGAAUAGAAUUGAGACCAGUCUCCAGUUUUGUACAAGAAAAUGAUGAUGUAGAUUUGUAGAGUAGUUACUAUCACAUCAUUGGCUUCUCAACUCAUACCUUAUAUACCAUAUUGAGUGUAUCAUCACUUAAUAAAGCAAUAAAAGCUUCUAUAACUUUUGUAGUAAACCAAAGAUGUACAUUUUCUUGCGCCGGCUACUUCCUAGAAUGUAAAGGUAAACUCUCAACUCAGAUCAUCCAGAGAAUAACCAAGAAAAAGAAGUUGUAAAGGCUUCUACUGAGUUUUCUGCGUAAUUUGUUAUGCAAAACUAUCAUAUAAUUUAUUUUAAUUCAACAAAAUCCAAUGGAUUUUGUCAUUUUUGGAAUUUUAAGUUGUUUCAGGUCCUUUGUUUUUGCACCUUUAGACUGUUAUUAGUUCACAUAUGCUAUGCAAAUUUUAUUCCAGCUUGCUUUUCCGUGACACUUGUCUUUGUGACUCCUUAUUUUUGUUUUGAUCUUGUUGUACCAAAUGAGGAAACUCAUGCAUUGCAAGUGCCGUAUGAUAUUACUGGGCUUCAAGGGCUGGUCUGUGAUCUAUUUUUUCCCCGAGGGUUUAAUAUUGAGACCUUCUGUGAUAUACUUUGCCUGAAAUUGUCUACUCGAAAGCAUCAUUUGUUGCCACAGAGUUGAUUUCCAUCUCUCAUGCAGUUUUCUGGGUUUUAUCAAACUUCUUGUGACUCCCUAUAUGUGUUUUGAUCUUGUUGUACCUGAUGAAGAAACUUAUGCAUUGCAAGUGCCGUAUGACAUUACUAGGCCCCAAAGCUUGGUCUAUGAUCUAACCAGUUUUCUGAGGGUUUUAUUGUCUAGAUGCGAGGCCUCUGUAAUGCACUUUAUUUGGAAUUCUCCAGCUGAGAGCAUCAUUGUUGCUACAGAGUACGUUGGCAUCUCUAGCUUUUGGAGGUUUUAAAUGAACUUCUUGUUGUGACUCGUUAUUUGUGUUUUGAUCUUGUUGUACCCAAUGAUGAAACUCAUGCAUUGCAAGUGCCGUAUGACAUUACUAGGCUUCAAGGCUUGGUCUAUGAUCUAACCAGUUUUCUGAGGGUUUAUUAUGUGAUUGUGAGACCUUUGUAAUGUACUUUGCUUGGAUUUGUCUGCUUGAGAAAAUCAUUUGUUGUUUACAGAGUUGAUUUCCAUUAUAGCGGAGGCUUCUAAAAAUAGUUCUGGUUGGUUUAUGAUCCAAUGAGGAAACUUAUGCAUUGCAAGUGCUGUAUGACAUUACUAGGCCUCAAGGCUUGGUCUAUGAUCUAACCAGCUUUCUGAGGGUUUUAUUUUCUAGAUGCAAGACCUUUUUACUGCUUUUCGCAUGGAAUUUUCUACUUGAAAGCAUCAUCUGUUUCUAUACAAUUGUUUUCCACCUUGGCAUUUUUAGUUUUAAAUCUUAACUGCUUCCUAAUAAUUAAAAAGUUUACCUGUGAUUCGCUUCUUGUGCAUUUUUGUUCCUCCUGUGUCCACUGAUGAAACCUUAAGAACUGCAUGCUGGAUCAUUAUACCGCCAUAGAACAUGGCUUGUCCAUGAUAUCAGUGCAGGUUUGGCAAGGGCUUGCCCCUUUUAUACUAUUGGGCACUUGUUAGCAUAUUUUGUACAGAUUUGUUGUGUAAAUUGAAGCUAUUCCAGCUUGCCGGCAAUCCUGUUCUACUCAAUGAGGAAAUUCAUGCAUCGCAAGUGCCGUAUGACAUGCCCUCAAGGCUUGGUCUUUGAUUUAACCUGAUUUCUGAGGGCUUUAUUAUUGUUUAAAUGCAUGACCUUUUUAAUAUGUUUUUUUUGUUUUGGAACUGUCUACUUGGGAUCGUCAUUUGUUCCUACAAGAUUGACUUCCACCUUUCGUACAUAUUUCGCUUUUGAAUAUCCAUAGGUGGCUUCUUGUGCAUUUCUGUUCCUGCCAUGCUCACCGAUGAAACCAUAUGAACUGCCAGUGCCUGAUGGUUACAGUCAUGUCAAUUGUAUUGAUGCAGGAUUUAAAAACCGACCAGUUUUCUACCGGCUUUGAAGGAUCUCCAUGUGUGGCUCCUGUGCCAUUUUUAUCCCUGGCCACUGCUGAAAUCGCAAGUAACUGCAAGUGUGGGAUGAUCAUUGCUAAAGGAAACCCAAUCAGUGAUUCAAGUCAGGUUUUCGAGGCCUUGUCUUCUCUAGAUGUAUUGGACUUCCCUGUCAAAUGAUUAUAUAUAUGCCUCAAGGACUCUUAUUCUUGACACGCUGUUCUGUGCCAUGUAUAUUUUUCCUUGGGAGUUGUUCAUAAGGUGCAAUGGCACAAUGUGCUCGAUUUGCUAAGAGGCUUUGUUUUCCUUC